Messenger RNA from Hansenula ciferrii, 1170 nucleotides. RefSeq names its product Elongation factor 1-gamma. The coding region runs from base 1 to 1170 and encodes 389 amino acids. The transcript has 2 exons. Gene Ontology annotation, cellular component: cytoplasm; nucleus. Lineage: Eukaryota; Fungi; Ascomycota; Saccharomycetes; Phaffomycetales; Wickerhamomycetaceae. Gene Ontology annotation, molecular function: translation elongation factor activity. The record is from RefSeq and is a predicted model, not a curated record. Gene Ontology annotation, biological process: translational elongation.
AUGUCUCAAGGUACUAUUUACGGAUCCCCAUCCAUCAGAGUCGUCCUUUUAAAAGGGUUAAUCAAACAUUACAAAUUAGACAUCACUGUUGAAGCUAAAGAUGAUUUAAACAAGGACAUUUUCCCAUUAGGUAAAGUUCCAGCUUUUGUUGGUCCAAAAGAAAACUCCCCAUUAUUAGGUAAAACUAAAGAAGAUUACGCUCAAAUUAUCAGAUAUUUAUCAUUAGCUAAUAGUGAAUUACUUCCAACAUUAUUUAAUGCUUUCGGUCCAUUAACCGGUAGAGUUCCAUACAACAAAAAACAAGUUUCAGAUGCUACCGUUGCUAUUGAAAAAAUUGUUGCUACUUUGGAAUCAAGAUUAAACGAUUACACUUAUUUAGUUGGUGAACGUUUAUCAUUAGCUGAUUUAUUUGUUGCUACUAUUGCUACCAGAGGUUUUGAUCACUUAUGGGGUAAAGAAUGGAGAUCAGCUCAUCCAAACAUCGUUAGAUGGUGGAAAACUGUUACUUCCAAUUCUAUUUUAGCUGAUCAAUAUUCUGACUACAAAUUCAGAGAUGCUCCAGUUGAAUUUGUUCCACCAAAGAAAGAAAAGAAAGAACAAGCUCCAAAGAAAGAACAAGCUCCAAAAGCUGCUAAACCAGCUCCAGAAGCUACUCAAGAAGAAGCUCCAAAACCAAAACCAAAACAUCCAUUAGAAGCUUUAGGUAAAUCAACUAAAUUCAACUUAGAUGAAUGGAAGAGAGUUUACUCUAAUGAAGAAACCAGAGAAACUGCUUUACCAUGGUUCUGGGAACAUUAUGAUCCAACUGAAUGGUCAUUAUGGAGAGUUGAUUACAAAUAUAACGAUGAAUUAACUUUACCAUUCAUGUCAAAUAACUUGGUUGGUGGUUUCUUUAACAGAUUAUCUGCUUCAACUAAAUACUUAUUUGGUUCAGGUGUUGUUUACGGUGAAACUAACAACAAUGGUAUUGUUGCUGUUUUCGUUGUUAGAGGUGAUAAACAUGAACCAGCUUUUGAUGUUGCUCCAGAUUGGGAAUCUUAUGCAUUCCAACAAUUAGAUCCAACAAAACCAGAAGAUAAAGAAUUUGUUGAAGAUGUUUUCGCUUGGGAUAAACCAGUCACUAUUAACGGUGAAAAGAGAGAAGUUGCUGAUGGUAAAAACUUCAAAUGA